Ostrea edulis (European flat oyster) is the source of this 1358-nucleotide messenger RNA. RefSeq names its product glycine cleavage system H protein-like. NCBI's taxonomy places the organism in Eukaryota, Metazoa, Mollusca, Bivalvia, Ostreida, Ostreidae. The record is from RefSeq and is a predicted model, not a curated record. Bases 33 to 524 code for a protein of 163 amino acids. Gene Ontology annotation, cellular component: cytoplasm; glycine cleavage complex; mitochondrion. Gene Ontology annotation, biological process: protein lipoylation; glycine decarboxylation via glycine cleavage system. The transcript is spliced from 5 exons.
GAUCAAUCGCGCAUGUGUGUACAGAAGAAGAAAUGGCCACAGCAGUGCUAGGACGUUGUGUAUUAGGGCAGCUGAAUAGACUGCGGACGUACAGAAAUAUUGCAAAAGUGACGAGUGCACAAAGUAGAAAUAUCAGUUUUUCACAACGUCUUCUAGGCGUAAAGUACUUCACGGAGAAACACGAGUGGGUGGAAGUGAAUGGAGAUAUAGGCACCAUUGGUAUUUCUGAUUUUGCUCAGGAUCAGUUAGGUGAGGUUGUUUAUGUGCAGCUGCCUGAAAUUGGUACAGAGCUGGAACUAGGGCUUGAGGCUGGUGUGUUGGAGAGUGUGAAGGCAGCCAGUGAGGUGUACAGCCCUAUAUCAGGGGUGGUUAAAGAAGUCAACACUCCAUUGGAAGACAACCCAAACCUUGUCAAUGAAUCCUGCUAUGAAAAAGGAUGGCUGUAUAAGAUGACCAUCGGAGAGCCCUCGGAGCUGGACCACCUGAUGAAGGAGGAUGAAUAUCUCAAAUUCAUAAAAGAAUAACCCCACCAUCUCCCUCUAUUCCAAAUAUCUGUGCUGAAGUGUGGGUUAAAUGAUGAUAUAUAUUUGUAUAUGUGUGACUGUAUGUUACCAAACUCGCAGAACUUUCAGACAGUAUUAUUUAAAUAAUAUAUUUGAUUUUUUUUAAAUAAGUUUCAGGAGUAGAAUCAUCCCUAUACACGUUGUACCUCAAAAUAUCUUGUCUAUUAAUCUACUCUCUUCCUAUUUUGAUUUAUGCAAUUUUUUCAGGGCAUUCAAGUCUAAUAUUUCUAUGACACAUUGAAUAUAAAUUAUUCUUAGAUUUUUGUAAAUCUCUUCAUAAACAGUUUUAAUUUCAAAUGAAAUGUGAAUAUUUUUGUAACACAUUUAAUUUACUUAUGCAUGAUACCAAUUUUUAAAGCACAAAAUUUGAUGAAUGAAAAAUAUGAGAUGUUUGUUGUUGGAGUUAAUUUUUUUAUUUGAAGUUUUACAGGUGUUUUUGUGAACUGAAUCUGCAUAGAUAUGUAGAAUCUCAUAUUAGUUUUGAAGUGAUAUGUAAAAUUCUCAGUACAUGUUUCAUUCAGUAACACAUGUACUUUACCUUUAGUAUUGCUUUGAAUUUAAUAAAAAAAAAAAAUUAUUGAUGCUUAUGAUCUUAAUGUAAUAAAAGACACAAUAUUUUCUUGUUGGCAAUCACUGCACAGAGUGUAUGUGAAAGUGAAACUAGAUUUUAACACACCAAUAUAUUAUUCACUUGUUCAUGACGUUUUCUGUUAUAUUGUAAUUAUGGUAUAUAUCUAUAAUUAUGCAUUAUCGAUGUAUAUGCUGAAUAUGAAUUAAAGUGAAACAUCAAAGAAA